AUGAAUAAUCGUCAACUUUUAGCUUGUGCAUUCGUGACACUUUUCGCAUCGACUUGUCUUUCUCCAGGAUUAUGUUUACCAUCGACUGGACGUCCGGAAUUUCGUAAAUUUGCGGAAAAACCAAACAAUUUAAAAAAAGUUUCAAUCGAUAAUAAUGCGUUGGACGAUGUUACAUCCAAUCAAAUUCAGGAUUCUGGAUUUUCAUGGUCUAACAUGUUGGGUAUGAUAAUGCAAAUGAUAUUUAAUCCCGCACAAGCAGUGGGACCCAGCAAAUCCGAUUCUUUGGAUGCAGAUGGAGGUUCAGGUUCGUCACCCUGGGCAAAUAUAAUAUCCGUCGGUCUUAAAAUCGUGACGAUGCUUUUAGGAGGUGCCGUAAUGCCAACAAACGAUGGCAUCGAUAAAGUCGACAACGGAUCGUCACCCAUGCAGUUCAUUAACAUCGUCGUGAACCUUUUGGACGCAUUGAAAACAUCUUUCAGUCACAGAUCGAUGGAAGCGAGAUCACUCGGUAAAAAAGAUUCAGUUUCUGAAGCCGCCACUGCGAGUUUAACGAUGCUCAAAGCCUACGUGAGAUCAUUUAAAACGAGCGAUGAUAAAUGUUUGCAAAAAUACGUUUGCGAAGCUAACAAAGAAUGUUCCUCCGAUUUAUCCGGGACUAGCACUCUAUACUGUCGUCUGGGAUCGUACGCAACGAGCUUUCUUAUGGAAAGAGUAUCGACGGGUUCGUUCGAUUCGUUUUACACCGCUGGAAGAAGAGGAAGAUCUGGAGAAGACUGUCAAGCUGUUUAUGUCGAAUGUAACGAAAUAUGA
Messenger RNA from Pediculus humanus corporis (human body louse), 810 nucleotides. RefSeq lists its product as uncharacterized. The record is from RefSeq and is a predicted model, not a curated record. Bases 1 to 810 code for a protein of 269 amino acids. NCBI's taxonomy places the organism in Eukaryota, Metazoa, Arthropoda, Insecta, Psocodea, Pediculidae. The transcript is spliced from 4 exons.